Molecule: messenger RNA, 917 nt
Organism: Rhodofomes roseus
Lineage: Eukaryota; Fungi; Basidiomycota; Agaricomycetes; Polyporales; Fomitopsidaceae
Product: 5-formyltetrahydrofolate cyclo-ligase
Exons: 7
Coding region: 225-890 (221 amino acids)
Biological process (GO): tetrahydrofolate interconversion; folic acid-containing compound biosynthetic process
Cellular component (GO): mitochondrion
Molecular function (GO): 5-formyltetrahydrofolate cyclo-ligase activity
Source: RefSeq, a predicted model, not a curated record
GCUAAACAACUCGCUGUGGGACCAGCCUUGGUCAGGAGGAACUUCCGUCUGUGGGAUUCCGAAGCCGACAUACGGUCCGUAUCACGGUGAACUGGUCCGGAGCUCCUUCCGCUGACGAUACCAUGGGAUUGUGAUGUGCAACCGCAGGACGACAUUGCUCCGGCCAGCUGUGAAGUCGGUAGUACCCUUCUCUUCCGCUUCAUACAGGUUUCUCAGAAACCUCCAUGUCGACCUUGCAAGCUCAGAAGAAAGCCUUACGCAAGGCCAUGGCGACAAGAUUGCGUUCGCUUCCCGUAUCGGAUGUUCAGCAACAAUCAAGGAUGAUAGCUGACCGCGUGCUGGCUUCGCCACAUUUCGCACGAAGCCAGUGCGUGAGCUGUUAUCUCAGCAUGCCAUCCGGGGAGGUCGAUACAACCUCCCUGGUAUCUGCAAUCUUGCGAAGUGGGAAGACGCUCUUUGUUCCAAAAAUUGACACCGCUCGCGAUGGUGCGAUGGACUUCUUGCAGGUGUACGGCGAAGAAGACCUCCGCUCCUUCCCGAGUGGUACCUGGGGGAUUAAGGAACCCACUUACGAAUGGAACGGUGUGCAACGUCGUAGCGCUAUGGAUGACGGCACGGAGCUCGAUCUGAUCCUGCUACCAGGCGUCGCGUUCGAUCGAUCCAUGUUGCGACUGGGGCAUGGCAAAGGAUACUACGAUCGUUUCCUAUCGUCGCACACGGCUGCCAAAUCCGCAAAGGGCCAGCGGAAACCGCUGCUAGUGGCUCUGGCCUUACGAGAGCAAAUCCUUGAAGCAGGACAAGUUCCGACAGCACCGCAUGACUGGACGAUGGACGUAAUAGUAGGCCCGGACGGGCUCCUGGGUGAAUCCGCUGCCGGUGGUUCACAAUGAAAUGAAACUUCAGUUGCUUCGGAAUAC